AUCCGGAAAUGGUUGGGUUAGGGUUACAUUUAGGUUAAACUUAGUUUCGUUUUCAACGCUUGGGUUGGACGUCGUCGCUUCUUCGUGGUUUAGAUACUAUUUGUGAAAUUAAAAGUUGUAAGAUACUCAAAACAUUCAAUAUUAGCGUUGACGCGACUUAUUAUUCUGUUUUAAUUACGUGAAGAGAAGAUGCAACAACUGCACAUGUUGGUUUUUUCUCUCUUCCUGUUUUGGAUUUCGCACCCAGUCAACGCGCUUGAAACAGUGUAUGGUGCAGAAGGUGAUGACAUUGUCCUCAUGCCACCUCUUCAGUCUCCGUCUCCUCCCAUCACAAGCAUUCAAUGGAAACAUCGAAAUGACAUCGUUGCAGAGUGGUAUGAAGUGUAUGGAACUGAGACAUAUUGUCUUACCAAGUUCAAAGGUCGCUGCAAGCUGAAUCAUUUGACCGGGGCGCUGACAAUCACAGGACUGACUAAAACCGACAGUGGAAUCUGCAAACCUGAGAUCAACAACAAAUACCUCGACUCAACUCAUCUCAUCGUCAUCUCUCGUGUCCCUAAACCCUCCGUCUCCAAAUCAUGUAACACUGAGAUGACCGCCUGUAAUCUGACCUGUGAAGGCAACACGAUAGAAUCAGAACCCGUCGACUGUAAGUGGCUUCUAGAUGAAGCAGAGGGACCUUCAGGCAAGGUGUUGACCAUAACAAAGGAGAUGAAGGAGCAGAGUUACCGUUGUGUAUUUGUCAACCCAGUCGGCAACAAAACCAGUGAUAUCAUGACAAACCCCUUACUCAAAGCAGAAAAUGUCCACUUGGUAAAUUGGCUAACAGCAGCAGCAGUGGCAGUAGGGGUUCUUGGGUUAAUUGGGGUUGCAGCAUAUCUCAUCUACAAACGCAGAACUGCGAGAGGUUCAUAUAAAUCCGUAUCCACCAAGGAAGAAGACAACAACGUUAUAGAGGUCCAUGUACCACCAACCACUCAGGACUCAGAUUCUCUCUGCAAUGGAUCUGUGAUCCCAGAGGAGCAAAGGGCAUCCAACGAGCCUUCAGAUUCUAUUCCGCUCCAAAAUGUCUGCAAUGGAGCUGCGAGAGGUUCAUAUGGAUUCGUACCCACCAAGGAAGAAGACAACAACGUUAUAGAGGUCCAUGUACCACCAACCACUCAGGACUCAGAUUCUCUCUGCAAUGGAUCUGUGAUCCCAGAGGAGCAAAGGGCAUCCAACGAGCCUUCAGAUUCUAUUCCGCUCCAAAAUGUCUGCAAUGGAGCUGGAAAGGCAUCAGAGAUUUCAUCCAACAAUGACCUGACGACUUCUACAUCCCCAGAGGCCGGCAAGGAAGCUGAGAUCACAUCUGAUGUGGGUGAGAAGUCUGACGAGAACUCAACGACUCCUGCUUCCCCCCGCCAGCAGCCAGGAAACAGGUGACCUGGCAACGAAGCCACCCGACCAAGAACAAACCAACCAAGAGCCACCAGCAGCUGAACAGGAAGCAGAUGAUGCAGGAGAUCUCGACGAACACUAAAGUAUUUUCAGUUCUUUUGUUCUGUAACUAAAAUAAUAAGAGUCUGCUCUAUGUCAAGAUGUUACAGUCAAGACGUGUGAAUGUGUAGACAGAUGACUACUUCUGCAAGACCAAGUUUCAGGAUGUUCUUUUUAUCUCUGAUGUUUCAUUAGUACUUCAUGCAGUGUGUCUGUAAAGUCUUCCUGUUCAGGGAUCACAACGAUGAAGGAGGGACAUGUAAACAAAUAGCUGCUGUUUGGUCACACCUUCAACAUUUCAAAGUCACUUUAUGUGUUUCAGGAGCACAGAGUCAUAGGAGUGUCCUGCUGCUCUAGUCCAGUGCAACAUGAUUGUAAGAGUGUGGUCAAAAUGUAGUUAUCAGAUGUAGGGUAGUUGUUCAUAUGAAGAAGGCAAAGGGUGACACGAAGUACUUUGAAAGGUCUUAGAACACAUCUGCCACUGUUUCAAGACAAACACAUUCAAUAAGUGACCUUUGUGUUGAGCUGAAACAUCAAGUUAUUUAUAAAUCUUGCACACUUCCACUUCUUCCUCUUUUGGGAUAAAAAAGACUUGUGCUCCUUCUAACGCAAACCUCACAGGCAGUGAUCUGCUCUUUAUGCAAACUGACUCGUUCAAAUAUCAACAUCAUGCAGGGCUUUCUGACAGCUGUUUUUAACAUGAUGAGUGAAUAUAUUUUCUUCUUUUAGUAGUUUAUGGGACGUUAGCCCUCUGUACAUAGACCUCACGAGUCACGACAUAACUGCUAGGCUAUCAGUGCUCCUUACAACAGAUUAUCAUCAGCAAAAAACAUCUGCAGGUUUUAUUCCAACUGAUCUGACUCCUGAAGUUACUCAUUUUACUAAUUUUACCCAGAAUCCUCUUCACUCUCAUAUUGUGCUUUCAGACUAAAAUGACAGGCGAGUGUUGCACCACUCGUUCACAGGUCGCAGCAUAAGUGGUACCUUUCAAGACGACUCUUCCUGAGCCCUGACAGCCGAGAGCGAGGGGAGAGGACGGAUGGAAUUUAGAUUUGAAGAGUUAGACAAGGGGAAAGGCAACAACACAUGCCCCCCGAGAAGACAGCCGAGGGCGUAAAGUGGGGCUUAUCUUUACGUGUGCACACAGGAUCAGACUUCCACAGGGAGAGAUGUGUCAAAGGGGUUUUUCUAUUGAGGAGGGCAUGUUCUGACAAACCCUUUAAUGCUGACACUCAUUUUCCUCCUCAUAAGAAAACAAAGCGCUUAUUUACCAGGAAUCCUUUUGAAUAAAACCCAUCUUUUGGUUGAUUUCUUGCAGAAAGAUUCACAGCCUGAAAGGCGGUGUGGAUAUGCCGUGGGUAUUUAUGGGGCAUCUGUCAUCAUGAGAAGCCUUUCUCCCUUUAAGGAAUGCAGGUUUCAGACAGGUGCCACACUGCAGGCCGACAUGUCUGAACAGAGGCAGUGAAACACAUGGAAAACCUACAUUAGCCUGCUGAUUUUCCUCACGAUCACAGCUCUGAACACUGAUAAGGUCUCAGAUGUGGGGAAGCUUCUGUAGUUGCCACACAAGGUUAAUUAGUGGCUGUUUGCAGGGGCUGAUUUGAACUUUCGAGGGACUAUGGACGGGGGGCUUGCAGCAUCAUUUUCACACUUUUUAUCCAGACAGAAACUGUGGGUUUCCUUUCUUUCUCUUAUGUUGUUAU
Molecule: messenger RNA, 3179 nt
Organism: Labrus bergylta (ballan wrasse)
Lineage: Eukaryota; Metazoa; Chordata; Actinopteri; Labriformes; Labridae
Source: RefSeq, a predicted model, not a curated record